Messenger RNA from Pollicipes pollicipes, 465 nucleotides. RefSeq lists its product as uncharacterized. The record is from RefSeq and is a predicted model, not a curated record. NCBI's taxonomy places the organism in Eukaryota, Metazoa, Arthropoda, Thecostraca, Pollicipedomorpha, Pollicipedidae. The transcript has 6 exons. Bases 7 to 465 code for a protein of 152 amino acids.
CCGCACAUGGUCGUGCCGCAGCCCGUGUACGCCAACAUGGCCGAGCUGCGUCAGAUGGCAGCACUGAAGGAGGAGGCCGCCGGCCCGCAGCCCGACGACGCGCCCAGCAACGCCCUGCCCACGCUGGACCGCUGGGAGAGCGACGGAUCCGGCUCCAGCGGCUACGGCAGCGUGCACGGUCCGGCGCACGCCCAGUCGGCAGACGCUUUGCCGCCGCCGCCCGAUUUUGUGUUAUACAACUUUUGUGAAGAGCCCGCCGCCAGCCAGGAGAGCAGGCGGCCCAUGUCGAUAGCAGUGCCUGCAGACGCAUCGGCGCCGCGCCACGGCGGCUUACGGCGCAGUCAGUCCCAGCUCAGCCGGCCGCCGCCGCCGCCGCCGGUACGGCGCGAGUCAGCAGCAGUGGACGCGGCCGAGCCGCGCUCGGGCGCCGUCUCCGAGGCAGUGCGCUCGCUGACCGAGGAGUAG